Molecule: messenger RNA, 1601 nt
Organism: Puccinia graminis f. sp. tritici CRL 75-36-700-3
Lineage: Eukaryota; Fungi; Basidiomycota; Pucciniomycetes; Pucciniales; Pucciniaceae
Exons: 3
Coding region: 161-1423 (420 amino acids)
Molecular function (GO): protein binding
Source: RefSeq, a predicted model, not a curated record
CCUGGUGAUAGCUCUGUGAUCUGUGUGUGACUCUCCAUUUUGAAAAUUCAAUGGGAAAUUUCCAUCAGGCAUUGGGUGCCAGGUCGACCAGCUUCUUCUUGCUGACUAACCACUGGGAAAGAUUUCGGAAAGAUCUUGUAUCGUUAUCAGUAACAAGUUGAUGAGCCAACAAGCACCAUGUCCGCCUUCGAUUGGUCCAUCGCCUCCACCCAAUCGACCACCAGAAGACAUCGGGACGGAUGAGCUAAUGAAAGCGGCUGGAUGGGACACCAUCCCACUGUUCAUGAAGGACUUGCCCAAAGAGCUGAAUCAAGCCGACCCCAACGCACCUGUCAAUCAUACAAUCGAGGCACUCCAGGCUCUCAUCUAUGACGAGGACGAAGACGAAAAGCUGCGGUCACUCGAAGCUCUCAAGGCACGAGCGAAUGAACUCUUCGGAUGUCGUGAUUACAGACAAGCUCUUGGAUUUUACAAACAAGCCGUUGAAAUACUAGAAAAACCAGCUCCUGCGGAUACUACCCACUCAGAACCCGAAUCAACAGCUGCUACCAACAUUCCCCAAGAACUUCGCAAUUCCAUAUAUUCAAACCGCGCAGCCUGCCAUCUUUCCUUAGGCAACUUCAGGUCUUGUCUGACCGAUUGUGCCACAGUUCUGAGCCCACCUCUCCCGGUACCUGCAACAAAACUGGUGCGAAAAUGCUUCUUUCGUAGUGCAAAGGCUUUGGCGUCACUCGAGCGAUUCGAUGAGGCGUUAGAUUGUUUAAAUAAAUUAAUGGCGAUUGAUCAGCGAGACCGACUCACAAAUGAUGAUGAACCCAAAAAGCUGAAAGGAGAUAUUGAGCGCCAAAUUGCUCAUCGUCAGGCUGAAAAACAGGCGAAAGAAACGGCGGAAGAGGGGCGGAAAGUGUUGGAAAAGGCAUUAAAGGAUGCACUCCAAUCACGUGGAAUUCUUAUUCCGACUCAUUGUCCUUUUCCACCACCUGAAUCGAGCCUACCCUCAGGAUUCGAGCCCGUGCAUUUUGAAGAGAUUCCGACGGACGUCGAGCCGGCCAAACUAGUCGAAUCGAUCAAAGAGAUCCCACUUAUAUACCCUGUAUAUGUGUUGAGACCAAAAGAUGAAUAUCCGACGAGAGAUCUGGUACUGCGAUGGCACGAGGAUGAUCUGAUGAGUGCUCAUCUUGAAGCACUCUGUGGCGGGACAGAUAGCCAUCAUCUUUACCUUAUCACUUCCAAGCGUCGGAUCCUUAAGUGUGGCAAUAACCUCACCAUCAGAAAAAUCUUGAACUCACUCUCCAAGAACCAGUCCGGUGAUUGUUUGUGCUUGGGCGAUCAGGGGAAUCUAGAAUUCUUUCUUUUACCUAUCGGAGAUUUGGAGAAGGAGUGGAUAGAGAUCACAAAAAGAAAUUUCUCCCAAGCAUCCUAGUUGGCUUUUUUUUAGCAUUAGAAACAUAAUUACUGAAGACACAAAAAGCAAUGAAAAACUUUCCAGCCCAACAUUGAUGAUACACUAACUCUGAUAUCCUUCUUAUAAUCGUUGAAGUUCAUACCGCAACUGGGCAUUAAUCUGACCAUCUUUGAUCAACAGUUGCACUACCCUUGGA